CACGUUACGCCGGCGUCGGGUUUAAAGACGCUGCGCGCCUGCGCACCACGCCAGGUUCCCGUGAGAGUUGGUGCGGUCUGCAAACGCGGUAGUGGCUGUAGCUUUGAGCUAAGAUUGUCAGCUUCGCUGAUGGGCUCUGCUCCAGGGGUAUAGCUCCAUGAAUAACUUAAACGACCCCCCAAAUUGGAACAUUCGGCCCAAUCACAGGGCUGAUGGUGGCGAUGGAAGCAAGUGGAAUUAUGCUCUGUUGGUGCCAAUGCUGGGAUUGGCAGCAUUUCGUUGGAUUUGGUCUAGGGAAUCCCAAAAAGAAAUAGAAAAAGCAAGAGAAGCAUGUCAUCAGAGAACAAUUGCUUUCCAACAGGAUCUUGAAGCUAAAUACCAUGCUGUGAUCUCAGAACAUCGGCGUGCAGUUGCUCAGCUGUCUUUGGAACUAGAAAAGGAGCAAAAUAGAACAACUAGUUUUCGAGAAGCCCUUAUUUCUCAGGGCCGAAAGCUGGCAGAAGAAAGGAAGCUUCUUGAACAGGAACGAGCUCAGAUAAAGCAAGAAAAAAGCCAGUUGCAGCCUCUUAGAAGUGUCUAUCUGAGCUGCCUGGAAGGAGAGGACGACUGGCAGAGGAGAGCCAAGCUUGUGCUGAAGGAGGUGGGAGAGGCUCUAGUGGAACGCCAGAAUAUCUACUGCAGCCUGAUCCUUCCCCGAACUACAAGGCUAGAGCUGGAGAAGAACUUACUGGUGCGCUCGUCUGUUGAUCCAGUGGCUGCUGACCUAGAGAUGGCAGCUGGCUUAUCUGACAUAUUUAAGUAUGAUAAGCAUUGUGGAGAUGUCUGGAACACCAACAAACAUAAAAAUGGGAAGCUCAUGUGGAUGUAUCUCAAAUAUUGGGAACUACUUGUUGAACUUAAAAAGUUUCAGAAAGUAGAGAAAGUCAUACUACAAAAAUAAGAAUGAAAUGAAACUUAAGUCCAGAUGGGGGCCAUUCACCAUGGCAAUCAAUCUGCAUUCUGGGCUCUCUGAUAUUUACUCUGUUCCUUUGCCACCAGGUGUGACUUAGUGCAGCUGCCCUUUGUGAGAACUCAAGUCUUUCCACCCUUUGAACAGUGCAGUAGGGACUUAGGGACUAUGACGCUCUGCAGAUAUUAGAGAUUCAGUUUUUCUGAAGCAUUUUUGAGCUGCUAAUAUUUAGCAGAACAAGUACAACCAUGUAUUUUAGUUCUAGGGUAAAGAAAAAAAUUAAAAGCUCAAAUGUAUUAUUACUCUAAGAAAUGUUCUAUCAGUUUUUACCUCUCCUCCAAUUACUGUCCUUCCUUACCUGAUCCAUCUAAAAGUUAUAUUAUCAAGAUUUAUCUUGUUUGGAACAUUUUUUUCCCCACAAAGAAAAAACAAAACAAAAAAACUACCAAGUAUUUUUUUAUGCUCAGUUGGUGCACCAGUGAAUGCUUAGAAUUGAGCUGUUCGUGUAUUCAGUAAGCAUGUUUAUUAGCAAUGACACAGGCAAUAAUAUUUGUCAUUUAAAAUUAAUAGUGUUACUUUUUAUUUGUUUGAUUCUUUACUAUUCUUUUGAGACAGUGUUGCUGCUACAUAGUCCAGGUAGGCCUCAUAUGUGCCAUCUUCCUGCCCCAGGCUCCCAAGUGCUGGGAUUACAAAUGUGUAUCACCACUCCUGGGUUGGUAAUUUCACAUGUAUUGUCUUGUUUUUUAGCAUUAUUUAAAAAGUAGAUAAGUAUUUAUAACUUACAUACAGCUUAUAUGAAUUGUACAUAUAAUAUAACCCAUGUAAUCCUUACUCUGGCUUUAUGAGCUAAGUACUAUUAUCUGUCUUAUAAAUGGUAAUUUCCCAAGAUACCCAGAUUCUGUGACUUACUCUGGUUUUAUGAGCUAAGCACUAUUAUUUUGUAAAUGGUAAUUUCCCAAGAUACCCAGAGUCUAUGACUUGCUAUGGUUUUCUAAGAUUCUACCUGUGAUUGCCCUCAGGGCUAAGAUUUAUUAUAGCAAGAAACAUUAAAUUAGUAAAGGUAUGUUGAUCAAGUCUAGAGGGAAUCAGGUGGAAUCCCCCCCCAAGGGUCACAUUCUGUGGAAUCACAGGGAGCAUUUUUUAGUUUAGGGUAAGCUGUAACAUAUGACAGGAAAGCUCACUGUCAAGAUUUUGAUGGGGUGAGAGCUAUUCAUGUACCCCUUCUAUCUGAUGUAUUACUGUUGCAUCCCCACUGGAAGGAAAGUGGUAGACGUCACUCAUACUCUGCAAGCAGUUUAGGUGUGGUGAGCCACUCACUAGUUACACGUUCUGGGAACUCCCAUAAUCCAGGUUCCUAAACACCUGUUAGGUACUAGCCUUGUGAAAGGAUGGAGUCUGUAUGAAGUCUGUUAAAUGAGCUCUUCUACAUAGCCUUAUUUCCUGGAGGACAGGAUCUGGAGCCAUGAUAGAGAGAUGGUAAUCUACCUAGGUCAUGGUUAGAAUUUUGUGGAGUGGGUGUGAGCUGGGUAUUUGAUUUCCAAAACUAGGAACCUGUAUGUGCUUAUUUGUCAGUGGCCGUGCAGAAAGUGAAUAAAGUGGUUAGUUUGUGUUCAGAUCCUAUA
Messenger RNA from Cricetulus griseus (Chinese hamster), 2571 nucleotides. Lineage: Eukaryota; Metazoa; Chordata; Mammalia; Rodentia; Cricetidae. The record is from RefSeq and is a predicted model, not a curated record.